Coregonus clupeaformis (lake whitefish) is the source of this 1668-nucleotide messenger RNA. RefSeq names its product syntaxin-1A. NCBI's taxonomy places the organism in Eukaryota, Metazoa, Chordata, Actinopteri, Salmoniformes, Salmonidae. The coding region runs from base 116 to 919 and encodes 267 amino acids. Gene Ontology annotation, biological process: intracellular protein transport; exocytosis; synaptic vesicle fusion to presynaptic active zone membrane. Gene Ontology annotation, molecular function: SNAP receptor activity; SNARE binding. The transcript has 10 exons. Gene Ontology annotation, cellular component: synaptic vesicle; presynaptic active zone membrane; endomembrane system. The record is from RefSeq and is a predicted model, not a curated record.
UCUCAUCACCCGUCGGAAAAUAAAAUAAAAACCCUGACUCGAGAGUACGGAUAUAAGGAGCAUCUACCAAGUUGGAGAGGUGUUGGAGAAACAAGUGGAAAAGUCGUGAUUCACGAUGAAGGACCGUACACACGAGCUUAGGGUGGGGAAGGAGACUGAGGAAGAAGAUGAUGUGGCAGUCAACAUGGAAAAAGAUCGAUUUAUGGAUGAGUUCUUUGUACAGGUGGAGGAGAUCCGAGGCUUCAUCGAGGAGCUCUCAGAGAAGGUGGAGGAGGUGAAGAGACAACACAGCGCCAUCUUGGCCGCCCCCAAUCCUGACGAAAAAACUAAGGCAGAGCUGGAGCAGCUGAUGACAGACAUAAAGAAGUUUGCAAACAAAGUGCGCUCCAAGUUAAAAAGCAUUGAACAGUCCAUAGAGCAUGAGGAGGCUUUAAGCAGGUCGUCUGCAGAUCUGAGGAUACGUAAGACACAGCAUUCCACGUUGUCUCGGAAGUUUGUGGAGGUGAUGUCAGAGUAUAAUGCCACGCAGUCGGACUACCGGGAACGCUGCAAGGGCCGCAUCCAAAGACAACUGGAGAUUACUGGUAGGAACACAACUAAUGAGGAACUGGAGAGCAUGCUGGAGAGUGACAACCCUGCCAUCUUCACAUCAGGGAUCAUCAUGGACUCCAACAUCACCCAGCAGGCCAUGAAUGAGAUUGAGACGAGACACACUGAGAUCAUCAAGCUGGAGAAUAGCAUCAGAGAACUUCACGACAUGUUCAUGGACAUGGCCAUGCUGGUGGAGAGCCAGGGGGAGAUGAUAGACCGCAUAGAGUACAAUGUGGAGCACUCAGUGGACUAUGUAGAGAGGGCCGUGUCUGACACCAAGAAGGCAGUAAAGUACCAGAGUAAAGCCAGGAGGGCAAAUCAUGCAUGACCUUAUGUGACAUAGACACAUGGACUUCAAUGAGACCAUCUACCCUCAACACUGCUGCUGUGACAGAACAGCAUGCAUCUCCCCAAGCCUACCGCUAUCUGCUGGGCUACAUCUAUUAUUCAACUGUCUCUUCUACACACGCUGUAGAACUUACCAUUAGUCACAGAUCUAGGAUCAUCUUAGUCUCUCUAACUCCUGACCAUUGCUAUCAGAGGGAAAAUGUGAAACUGACGUAAGACCAGCGUCUAUGCAGGGUAAACUUAAUCAGACUCCUCCCUGAAUGACAGGCUGUACAAUAUUGCCACCACUCAAGGUUGAGAGAAGUUGCAAUUUAAACAGGCAAUUAAAGAAUGACUCUAAUACAAAGCUCACAUUUAGAGAAUAAAACCCUAUUCCAAUACAUUAACAUACUUUAAAAAUGCAUCUGUUUGCCUAAAGCUGUGAAAUGCUGGUGCAUGUGUGUAUUUCCUAGCUAUGUUCUAUGUAAGCAUGCCCAUGUUUGUUUUACCUGUUGCACAUAACUGUGUUGUUGGCAAUAUGGUUAGUAGUAGUUCUGACAAUAACAUUUUGGUAACGCCAUUUCCCCCUCUACUCUUUCAUGCUGCCUGGAAUCCUUGUUUUAUUUCUAUUGAUAUAAUGCAAUAAUGGUCAUGCAGAAGAAAAUAAUGAUUAUUAUAUGUUGUGUGGUGCUUGGUAUUGUUAUUGCCUCCAGUGUUGGUGGGAGUUUAGCAUAGAAGACACAUUACACA